This is a messenger RNA of Menidia menidia (Atlantic silverside), 2890 nucleotides long. NCBI's taxonomy places the organism in Eukaryota, Metazoa, Chordata, Actinopteri, Atheriniformes, Atherinopsidae. The record is from the annotation of a GenBank genome assembly.
AUGGUCGGGUCGGCACCUCACUUCCUGAUGUCUCUCAGGCUCAUCUGCUUCGACUCGCAUUAUGUCCAGAAGAGAAAUAAAAUCCGAUCCGUCUCUUUCCAGAUCACCACUGCUGUAAAAUUUCUGCAGAACCCCAAAGUACGUCAGAGCCCCCUGGCCACCAGAAAAGCUUUCUUGAAGAAAAAAGGACUGACUGAUGAAGAAGUUGAGUUGGCCAUCCAACGCUCUGGAGCCACAGAGGAAGUCCUGCCUCUGACCCCUGCAGGGCUCCCGUAUCCACCUUAUGCACAUCAGCUAGCUCCUGCUCCACCCACACCGGCAGGCUACAGAUGGAGAGACUACGGGGCUCUCACCAUCAUCAUGGUGGGCAUCGCAUUUGGCUUUCAUCAGCUGUACAAGAAAUACAUCCUUCCCCUCAUUAUUGGGAGCCGAGAGGACAAGAAGCAUCUGCAGAGGAUGGAGAGCAACAUUGCGGCAAUGAGUGGCACACUGACACAGACAGUGAGCCAGCUGCAGCAAACCCUGGUCUCUGUCCAGGAGCUCCUGAUCCAGCAGCAAAAGAGAAUCCAGGAUCUCUCACAGGAACUGGCUGCAGCAGAGGCAUCAUCCUCAACCGGUCGCAUGCUGGACAGCCAAACAUUUGGGGAGUUGAAGGCUGAGAUUGCCUCUUUGAAGGGCUUACUGCUCAGCAGGAGACAGUUCCCUUCUACUCCCGCUAUUCCCAAGAUCCCCUCGUGGCAGAUUCCCCUGAAGCCGCCCUCGGCCCCCGGCUCGCCGUCCAUUAACCACAGCAGCAGCGACAUCUCUCCGGUCAGCAACGAGUCCGCCAACUCCUCCCCGGUCAAGGACGGACUCCACAGCCCCCAGGAUGCACUGGGGGGGCCGGACGGAGCCAUCGGUAUGAACGGAGACGCCUGCGCCGUGGGCCUGGGCGCCGCGCUCCCCCUGGACCAGGUCCGGAUGGAGGUGCAGGGGGAGGAGGAGAAGAAGGAGGAUGUCGGUCGCGUUGAGGAGGAGGAGGAGGAGGAGGAGGAGGAAGAGGAGGAGGAUCUAAGCAUGCAGACGGAGGACCGGCGAGGCGGAGAUGGACAGAUUAACGAACAGGUGGACAAACUGAGGAGACCCGAGGGUGCCAGCAACGAGAGCGAGGUUGAUUAGACGGCUGUAGAAAAACACAACACUCUGCAAAACACCACCUCUCUGCUGGGCUGGCGCCGCGGCCCCCUCUGCUCAUAGGCCGCCUUCAUUUUCUCUCUGCUCUUCUGUUUUUUUCCUUUGAAAUCUGUCCUCUUUGUUUCCGCUCGUUUCUGUUCCGUUCUAAUCUUGAGCAAAGUGAGACGUAGGUGUGGGUGAAAGAACAACAAAAAACAAACCUCAACUGACACGAUCAGUGUCCGGUGACGUAGGGCUCAUCGUGAUUUAUUUUUAAUCCUGCAAACGCAACAUCUGUACUCCAUCCCAACGCCACCUGGUGAGGUCUGUUUGGAUGGACAAAUGGCGAGUAAGAGUCAAAUGAGAAUGACUCCAGACACCCGUUUGCAGUGCGAACCGCGUGUGAGUUACUGCUUUUAAUUGUCGUGAUUCAAUCAGAUAAUUCACCCUCUUGCCUCGGUGAGCUUGUAAUUGUACCAAGGCUCAUAUGCAGACCAAAGAGCUGGUGCUGGGCGGGUUAUCUCCGCUGCGUAGCGCGGCUGUUGGGUCAGGAAUCCUAGGUUACUCCAGUCUGAAAGUUACCACGAGCUUCCAGUGAAGCAUUAGCAGAGUUUGUCUCCCGGUUGACGGCGAUAGGAGAGGACAACUCUUCCAGGGCCGGAGCUUUUAGCCUCUUUUAUGUGUCCUUUCGCAUUGGUGUCAGUCUGUCAAUAAUUCACAAGGCCAGCAGGGUGGCAUUUGGGUGAAAUAAAAGCCCUGAAAUCCGAGAUUAGAAUGUGAUGACGGGCUUUGUUCCAUGCCGGUGUCAGAGUGCUCAUACGCUCAGAGGAGGGGAAGAUGAAUGUUUUUUUUCCCCGCUUUCCUUUCUCACUGAGGGCUGAAUUGUGCAUCUUUGCGAGUGCGUUUGUGCGCGGCGGCGGGUGAGGAAAAACCCAGACAGUCUGCAGAGCUGUAUCUGCGUCUCCAGCAGGGCAGCUGAUUUGGUUUGUGAAGUAUGUUAAUAAUCAAAUGAUCAACAAAUAACAGAUGUAUUAGUUCAUGCAGCUUGAAAUGUCAAGGAGGCUAAAAGCGGAAAUCUAAUACAGAAAGCCCAGUUGCAUUGUAUUAUUUUCUGUGACAAACCCUCCGGUCCAAAUUAUGUAGGGCGUCCUACAGUGAAUAAUCUUUACAGAAAACGGCGCCAAUAUUUUGUAAUUAAGCUGCAGGAAGACACGAGUGGUGCCACAGAUGGAAGUUGCAGAACUUGUAUUACUUUCUUUUUUGUCAGUGUGGAGGUGGAUGGGGGAAGUAGAGAAAAAAAAUUGCCCCGUGAUUGAAAAGGAAAGUAAUGAAUGAAUACUUGACUUACUGAAUUACUCACUGUGUCUCUAGCUAACGAGAAGAGUCCAUGAGUGAGAAGAAGGGAUCUCUGCCCUUGUGCCAUUUCCACCUCUAUCUCAUGGCCUUCGUAGGAGCACAGAGAAGGCAGAGGAGCAGCACACAUAUCGGAGACAGCUUUUGAGCUACCAGAUAUUUUUUGUAAUGUUUGUUGAGAUUGAGUUCUGAAUGAGACAUCCUUUCAGUGUGCAGUAAAGUCUUUUUUUUAUGCCUCUGAUUUUUUUUUGUGGAUGAAUAACAAUAAAGCUCACAAUCAGUAUGCUUUAUAACCACUGUAGUUUGACUGGUUGGUCCUCUGUAACUUGCUGAACAGUAUCUGAAUUUCAGCCAUAACUGUAAUAAAUCUGUUUUAUCUCAAGUG